Molecule: messenger RNA, 3936 nt
Organism: Cricetulus griseus (Chinese hamster)
Lineage: Eukaryota; Metazoa; Chordata; Mammalia; Rodentia; Cricetidae
Source: RefSeq, a predicted model, not a curated record
UUAAGUCUUUCCGGGAACUUGGGGCCGUGUUUGGAGCAGGACGUUCAGGGGGCGGUGGGACAGGCGUGUCAGGCGUGGCCCCGGAAGGGUCUCAGACCGAAGGACUGCAGUGUCUGAGCGCAACGAGGAGAUCCUUGGGGGAUCACUGGGAAACCCAGCAGUGCCAAGUUCAUGAUGGGGUCCCAGGUCUCGGUGGAUACAGGAGCUGUGCAUGUGGUGAUCGUAGGCGGGGGCUUUGGAGGGAUAGCGGCCGCUAGCCAGCUGCAGGCGCUGAAUGUCCCCUUCAUGCUGGUGGACAUGAAGGACUGUUUCCACCACAACGUGGCAGCUCUCCGGGCCUCCGUGGAGAGUGGGUUUGCCAAAAAGACAUUCAUUUCUUACUCAGUGACCUUCAAGGACAACUUCCGCCAGGGCAAAGUGGUUGGCAUAGACCUGAAGAACCGUACAGUGUUGCUACAGGGCGGUGAAGCCUUGCCCUUCUCACAUCUUAUCCUGGCCACCGGCAGCACCGGUCCCUUCCCUGGCAAGUUUAACGAGGUGUCCUGCCAGCAAGCAGCCAUUCAGGCCUAUGAGGACAUGGUGAAGCAGAUCCAGCGCUCACAGUUCAUCGUGGUGGUGGGAGGUGGCUCUGCAGGAGUGGAGAUGGCAGCCGAGAUUAAAACUGAAUACCCCGAGAAGGAGGUCACUCUUAUCCACUCCAAAGUACCCCUGGCCGACAAGGAGCUCCUGCCCUGUGUGCGGCAGGAAGUCAAGGAGAUCCUUCUCCGGAAGGGUGUGCAGCUGUUAUUGAGUGAGCGGGUGAGCAACCUGGAGGAACUACCUCUCAAUGAGUACCGGGAGUACAUCAAGGUGCAGACGGACAAGGGCACAGAGGUGGCCACCAACCUGGUGAUUGUGUGCAACGGGAUCAAGAUCAACAGCUCUGCCUACUCCAGUGCGUUCGCAGAGAAUAGACUGGCCAGCAAUGGUGCUCUGAAAGUGAAUGAGUUCCUCCAGGUCGAAGGUUACAGCAAUAUUUAUGCCAUCGGUGACUGUGCCGAUAUCAAGGAGCCCAAGAUGGCCUAUCAUGCUGGUCUGCAUGCUAACAUUGUUGUGGCCAACAUUGUCAACUCCAUGAAGCAGAGGCCCCUCAAAGCCUACAAGCCAGGUGCACUGACCUUCCUCCUGUCCAUGGGCAGAAAUGAUGGCGUGGGCCAGAUAAGUGGCUUCUAUGUAGGCCGCCUCAUGGUGCGGCUGGCCAAGAGCAGGGACCUCUUCGUCUCCACAAGCUGGAAAACCAUGCGGCAGUCUCCACCAUGACAGGGAGGCUGCGAGGGAGUCUCGGUACCGCUUGGAGGGGUGACAGACUGCUUGACAAAGGACACCCUCCUGACAGGUGCCAAGGGCAGAAGCUCUUUGUCUGGAUCAUGGUGUCAGUCGUGGGCUGGCUGGAAAUACAACUUGUGUAAAGCCAAAAUGAGAGACAGAGAGUAAAGAGGGGGGACAUUAAAAAAGAAAAAGAAAAAAAAAAGCCCUAGAAGAUUCGCUCUGGAUUUGGAAGGUCUGCUUGUAGCUGCGCCAGCUCAAGGGGCAGCAGAGGUGGCUCUCUGUACAGUAGGCUUCUGUCUGUCUGUGUGUGUGCAGGAAUGCACAGGGCUUUGUAAGUAGUGCGCAGAGCCCCUGUUGGGCAGAGCUGGGCUCCUCUAGGUGGCGUCCUGUCUGUAGUAUAGUAAGUAGAGCCACAGCACAAGACAGCUAAAGAAAGGGUGCUGGGGUGGGGGAAACAACCUAAACUUUGAGUCUCUCCUCACUUGGGGUGGGGAAGCUUGUGUAUCCCACAUUAAGUAGGUUAUUAAUAGGGGCCUCAUUUUAUUCUCCCAAACUUAGUGUCUGCACGUUGCAGUCUCCCUUCUCCCGACCAACUCUCCCACCCCCCUCCAGUGCUUAUCUACAUUAUUCAGAUUGGCCUUGAAGUCCUGAGGUCAAGUAAUACCCCUGCCUCAGUUCCUUGGGACCCUCUUUAACCUUCAUGUACCCUUAUCUCCAUAUGCAUCUCACUGUAGGUCAUAGGUGUAUUCACAUGGAGUCAGGCAAAAUUCCCCUCUGGCUAGCCCAUCUGAUGCUGAAACCUCUUCCCAGUGGGGAGAUAUAAGCAACGUCGGUCCUCUUCUCCUAAGGUCCCAAUAGCAAACCGAGGCACGAGUCUGUCAAACUUUACUCUGGGGGAACCAAUGAGUUUUUUGGUGUUCCUUACAUAGUAUCUGAGGGGUGUGAGUACUUCUCCCCACAACAGGUCCAACCUGGAAAACUUUAACCAGCAGGGAUGAGGGCUUCAUUAGCUAUGGGGCAGCAUAAACAGAGCCCCCUCUCCUAGCCUUUCCUGGCCUAUAUGCUCUAGCACCUCCUGGAGGCCACAGGCAAUUAAGGCCUACAGAGUGAGUUCCAGGACAGGCUCCAAAGCAAUACAGAGAAACCCUGUCUCCAAAAAAAAAGGGGGGGGGGCAAGGGAGAAGCUGAUUCCCCCUCCCCCAAGAUGGUGGUUGCUUGGCUCUGAGGACACUCACCAAACAGCAUCCUGGCAGGGUGAGUCUUAUAAGGCUGGAGGGCUAAGGCGGAAGCCUGACUUGGUACUGCUGUGGGAAUCCCAGGAAGGAGACCUGUGACUCGGGGCGGGCAGGUACUGGCUGCUUGAUCUUCAGAGACCAGACUGACAUCCGUGGAUGAUCUGAUUUCCAGGUUAUCAUCACAGGCUGCUGCUGGGACAUGGGGGUAGGGGACUAUGCUGCUGAUUUCCUAGCCAGCUCCUGUCACUUGGGCCCUCACUGGCUAUUAUCAUGCCUACUACAGUCUGCUAAGGUACACGAAUGACUUCUCUCUCCAAGUGAGCUCCAGCAGGGAAGAGCUCAUCACUCUCUCCCCCUGCCUCUUUCUGCUUGCGUCUGGCCUUGGCCUCUGGUUAUGGGUGACAGAGUCCUUGAGCAGCCUUCCUGAUGCCCAUCCAUCUCUAUUUGGGCUGUGGCUAAGGUCUGUUCUGUUUAGUUGCACAGGCCGGACUUGAGACUUGAGUCUCUCUCCAGGGACUGAUGACCCACUGGCAGUUUUGUGACCUGCUCUGCUGUUGUGGAUGCUAGCCAGCAGGCUCACCCUCUCUGGAGGCAGGACCAACCACCUGCAGAAAGCCUGCCAUGAUGCUGGCUGACCAGGAGCUUUAGGGAGCAUGGUGGGACUCUUCAGUGACAGGCCUUGUGUGAUUUCUUCACACCAGUGGAGACAGUUUUCCGAGAGGAGGAAAUAUUGCAAUAAAGGGAUAUGUUAUAAGAAAGACACUGGAUCUUUUAUUUUUUCUUUUCAUUUUUUUCUUUUUCUUUAAAAAACAAAACUGAACAAACAAAAAUCCCAAGGUAAAACCCUUUUAGGUGUAGUUACAAAUAUUUUAGGGGUCAGGGAGGGGACCCUAUAACAGAAGAGAAAAGCACCCUAGGACGUCUUUCCCAUCUUCUCUCCCCUGAGGGAGGCAGCCAAUUCACCCAAGUGGCUGUCUCACCCUCUUAACUUGGAAACCAAAGACUUCAGCACUUUGAAAAGACUUGUGUGUGUGUGUGUGUGUGUGUGUGUGUGUGAGAGAGAGAGAGAGAGAGAGAGAGAGGGGGGGAGAUAUUGAGACAGUGUGUAAAAGUCAAUGCUAUAAAUCUAAACAAGGUCUAUUUUUAUGUUUGUUUGUUUUUUUAAAAAAAGUUCUAAAACAACAGGAAGAAAACACAUGGAAAGAAACCCCUGGUGGAGACCUGGUUAAUUUCGGAAGAGGCCCUUUGUAAAGAGAAUAUAAAAUGCACUGGGCCCCUUCUCCAGGCAGGCAGGACCUGUUCCCACUGCCUUUGCUACCCUUAGCCACCCUCUGCUCCCCUGCCAUGUCACCGUUCCUCAAUCCUUUUGAAAAAUAAAACCCCCUGCUCUUGU